Messenger RNA from Periophthalmus magnuspinnatus, 3218 nucleotides. Its product is annotated as serine/threonine-protein phosphatase 2A 55 kDa regulatory subunit B beta isoform-like. NCBI's taxonomy places the organism in Eukaryota, Metazoa, Chordata, Actinopteri, Gobiiformes, Gobiidae. Gene Ontology annotation, biological process: peptidyl-serine dephosphorylation. The coding region runs from base 544 to 1902 and encodes 452 amino acids. Gene Ontology annotation, cellular component: protein phosphatase type 2A complex; cytosol. The transcript is spliced from 11 exons. Gene Ontology annotation, molecular function: protein phosphatase regulator activity; protein binding. The record is from RefSeq and is a predicted model, not a curated record.
CUCAGACGUACGCCAGAGACUGCAGCAGCGAGCGGGACCAUCAGGCUCUCCCCCCUUUCCUCCAUCGUAGUGGAAAAUACAGGAACACACCAGAAGACAGUGGCGACAUCUCUCAAGGAUUCGUACAGGUCUCAAUUGGUGUGGACUCCUGAAUGCCACUAUCCCUCCCAAGGGGCUGGCUCCAUCCGUCCUGACUGGUCCCAACCAAAAGGGUGUAGGAUGCCCUGCUCUGCGCCUCUUUGCUGAGGAGGCGUCAGCAGGCAGCAGCAUGGGCACAGAUUUAGCCGAAAUCCCCACCACCACCACCAUUACCUCUAUCACCUAUCUCUCUACCACUCUACCACAUCCUCCACGCUGCCCCCCCAAACCGGGCACCCCGACCGGCCCCUCUGAUGGGCGAAGACACUGACUCCAGCGAGAAUUUAAACCACCGCGGCUUCCUCCCAGACCACAACUAUGUGACUGACGGGCUGCUCCUGGCUAUAGCCUGAAGAGCUCCGCCCAUCCCGUCCACCCCUCUCCACCCUGGAGUCCUCCCCCAGGAUGUUGAGCCCCAUCCAGGUGCUGUGCUCCGACAUCACUACCCUUUCUCUGGAGCCCGAGCAGUUUGCCUCUUACACUGAAGCUGAUAUCAUCUCCACUGUCGAGUUCAACCACACUGGAGAGCUGCUGGCCACAGGGGACAAAGGAGGCCGAGUGGUCAUCUUUCAGAGAGAACCUGAGAGCAAGACUGAGCCCUUCUCACAGGGAGAGUACAACGUCUACAGCACCUUUCAGAGCCAUGAGCCCGAGUUCGACUACCUUAAAAGUUUGGAAAUUGAGGAGAAAAUCAACAAAAUCCGAUGGCUGCCUCAACAGAACGCAGCACACUUCCUCCUGUCCACCAACGAUAAGACCAUUAAGUUGUGGAAGGUGAGUGAGCGAGACAAGCGGCCAGAGGGAUACAACCUAAAGGAUGAGGAGGGCCGUAUCAAGGACAUCUCCACUGUCACGUCUCUACAGGUGCCUGUGUUGAAGCCCAUGGACCUGAUGGUGGAGGUGAGCCCGCGCAGAGUCUUCGCUAACGCUCACACGUACCACGUCAACUCCAUCUCUGUGAACUCGGAUUAUGAGACCUACAUGUCUGCAGACGACCUGCGGAUCAACCUGUGGCACCUGGACAUCACUGACCGCAGCUUCAACAUUGUGGACAUUAAACCUGCCAACAUGGAGGAUCUGACGGAAGUGAUCACAGCUGCGGAGUUUCACCCUCAUCACUGUAACCUGUUUGUCUACAGCAGCAGCAAAGGAACUCUGCGUCUGUGUGACAUGAGAGAGGCAGCGCUCUGUGACAAACACUCCAAAUUAUUCGAGGAGCCUGAGGACCCCAGCGCUCGCUCGUUCUUCUCAGAAAUAAUUUCCUCUGUGUCAGAUGUCAAAUUCAGUCACAGCGGCCGUUACCUGCUCACGAGGGACUACCUGACGGCCAAAGUCUGGGACCUCAACAUGGAGAGCAAGCCCCUGGAGACAUACCAGGUCCAUGAUUACCUCCGAAGCAAGCUGUGCUCACUUUACGAGAACGACUGCAUCUUUGACAAGUUUGAGUGCGCCUGGAAUGGCACAGACAGUGUGAUCAUGACGGGAGCCUACAAUAACUUCUUCCGCAUGUUUGACCGAAACACCAAACGUGAUGUGACUCUGGAAGCAUCGAGAGAAAGCAGCAAACCCCGAGCCGUCCUGAAACCUCGGAGAGUUUGUGCUGCAGGAGGAAAGAGACGGAAGGACGACAUCAGCGUGGAUAGUCUGGACUUUACCAAAAAGAUCCUACACACCGCCUGGCACCCAAACGAAAAUAUCAUCGCCAUCGCUGCCACCAACAACCUGUACAUAUUUCAGGAUAAACUCAACUCGGAGAUGCAUUGAUGGAGCAAUUUGAGCUGGGAACAAGUUUACACACAACUACUAUGCCACUAUGCGAAACAUGCAGACACCCAUGAAUAUGCCUCAAGAGGCUGACAGAUCUAGGUCUAUACCCCCCGCUCCCCCCCAUGUCCUCCCUGGGCUCCCAGAACUGAGCGAGCGAGCGGACUAGAAGGGAACGGGCUGGAUUAUGCAAUUGAUUGUGGAUUAGUAAAAAUGUCUAAACGGAGGAUUUCUUGAUUUUUAACCUCUGGACUGAGCGUGUUUUAUUUUUUGGCUACUUCAGACAUUUUACAUUUUUGGGUAUCCCUGUUUUUUUUACACACCCCACCUGCGUAUUCCCCUCUUUGUUUUGAAUGACCCUGUUUUACCAGCACCAUGGAUUAAAAAAAUAGGGCAUUUAUUUAAUGUAAAUGGCUGUUUCUUACAGCUACCUAAAUUCAUAUGCUUCUUAUGGAAUGAUGUAAAUGAUGGUAAAUAUGAAGACAGUGAUAAUGUGUGAUGUGAAAUGAGUCGGACCCUGGACCCUUUCUGUUUAAACCCAAGUGCACCUAGACACCAGUCUCUCCAUAAUUCAGGAGUAAAACGUACAGCUGAGCUGAGGUCAGUGAGUUCAUUGAUUUAACUGAAGCAGAUUUGACAAAUGGGCUGAAGUGAGGAGACACAAACUGCUGCACCCACUGCUUUAGCCAGUGUUUCACAGGCCUUCAUCUGCUCCUCGUGUACUUUCUGGUCUGCCUUCUGUACUGUCGUCAAUACUCAAAGUCAAUCAAGCAAAAAACAGAUAACCUACAUAAUGUCACCAAUCAAACAUAUGCUGCAUGUUAAACAAAUUUAACCUACUGCUGUUUAGAAACUGACUGACAUGGCUGCCUUCUAACCUAUUUAGACCCAGCUGUACAAAGGCUUCUUGGGCCUGGAGCCCUAUGCAGCACUAUAGAGGACCGAGCCCAUACUUUCUUUGUGUCUCUGACACAGACGCAUGUUUACCAGUGUCGGCUCAUACACUUGUACAUUUGAAUGAUCAGUUUCUAAUCUGAAACUGAGAACCAAUGAAAAUGGCGAAUGUUUCUGAUUAAUGUAAUCUAAAAAUAAAAUAAUAAUGGGCUAAAAUGUGUCUGUAUAAUAAACCAUUUCUGUACAUGUUUGAUUUUUGUAACUCAUGACCAAAACAUUGAUCCAAGUGUAACUUCCAUCACUGAUGAAUGUUUUCGGAGCUUCACUGCAGAAUGUUUAUUUUUAGAAACUUUUUAUUUUAAUGAGCGUCCGUCAUUUCACUGUCCAUACCCUCAAGUGUCACAUAUUUUUGUUAAUGAAUG